This is a messenger RNA of Fusarium redolens, 511 nucleotides long. RefSeq lists its product as uncharacterized. Bases 148 to 438 code for a protein of 96 amino acids. NCBI's taxonomy places the organism in Eukaryota, Fungi, Ascomycota, Sordariomycetes, Hypocreales, Nectriaceae. The transcript has a single exon. The record is from RefSeq and is a predicted model, not a curated record.
CAACUUGGCAAAACCUGAUUGGUAAGUCGCUGAGGCGAGUUAUCGUGGCUGCCGCACUGUAAACAGCUUGCAUUUCGACGCUCACAAAUUGCAUCCAUUGUACACAAGUAAUGCAGUGCUGCUCUUGAACUGGCUGGCUUGAUAUUAAUGGGAAACAGGUGGCACGUCCUUACGGCUAUUGGUGGCUACAUUGCCGUCGCAGUCAUUGACCUACUAUCUUCAGAAGAGGCAUCUUCGGAGCUAAUUGAUUACUGUCGUGCAGUUGAAGGGCCAAAGUGUUGGAACAGGGAAUGGAAACAACAGUCUACUUUUACUUUAGUGGAGCUACCCAACGCAUCUGCGACGCGCCGUGCCUCAUUUCAAUGGUACGGGGGGGCCUUGAUGAUGGAGGAAAGGUCUCCACAUGGCAGGAUCCAACAAAUAGCUGUGCACAGAUAAAGUCACGUGCUUGCUUGUUGUUCCCUCUUCGCUCGCUCGCUUGCUUCGCCUUGCACUUUCCACUUCUGACACG